Molecule: messenger RNA, 549 nt
Organism: Bactrocera oleae (olive fruit fly)
Lineage: Eukaryota; Metazoa; Arthropoda; Insecta; Diptera; Tephritidae
Source: RefSeq, a predicted model, not a curated record
AUGCGCAACAAACUCACGCCCACCUUUACCUCUGGUCAAAUGAAGUUUAUGUUUCCCACUGUGGUUUCAGUGGCUGAACAAUUUGUUGAAACCUUAAAUAGCGAUAUUGAGAAGAGUAACGUUGUUGAAAUCAAGGAACUUUUAGCACGUUUCACCACCGAUGUGAUUGGGUCUUGCGCUUUUGGCAUUGAGUGUAACAGUCUCAAGAAUCCUGAUGCUAUUUUCCGUCAAAUGGGACGUCGCAUUUUUACCGACACUCGCCAUUCCCUUCUCGUUGAGACCAUGAUAAAUACCGCUCCGAAUAUGGCACGAAAAUUUCAUAUGCGUACGUUCCCGGACGCGAUAACUGAUUUCUUCUUGAAUAUUGUACGUGAAGCUGUUGAUUAUAGGGAGAAGAAGCAUGUGCAGCGUAAUGAUUUUUUGAACAUACUGAUGGAGUUAAACAAAGGAAAAUUAAAGUUCGACGAUAAGGGCGAGGAGAAAGGGCUUACGUUGGAGGAAAUGGCGGCGCAAGUACAUUCAACAGCGCUUGCGUGCAGAAAUAAUUGA